This is a messenger RNA of Diatraea saccharalis (sugarcane borer), 618 nucleotides long. NCBI's taxonomy places the organism in Eukaryota, Metazoa, Arthropoda, Insecta, Lepidoptera, Crambidae. The record is from the annotation of a GenBank genome assembly.
AUGAGUCUCGAACAAAAAGCCUUAAUGAACAGAACGGGCAAACCAAUACCAAAGAACUUAAGUAUACUACAAACUGAAAGGAAAAAUAAUAACAGUUUAGAAGAACAUCCGAGCACCGAGGACAGGAAAACUGAUUACACCAAAGAGAAUCGUAAACAAUACGAGAGAAAUGAAAUUUUCAAAUCUGAAGUGAAAAGAUUCAUCGAGGUUUCUAAAUAUUUCUCUAGUCCUCUACGUAAAUCGGCAUCGUACAUGUGUGAGAAUCGACUCGUGUCAUAUCCUAAUCCGUACAGAAUCGAAUACAAACGAGGCGGAAUUACAACGCAACACAUCAAAUUUUGUAACCUGACUUUGGAACCGGUGUAUAUCAAGCUUUAUAAACUUAUACCUGACUUGGAACAAUUUAAAUAUAUAAACCUGUCUCUCUCGAGAUGUAAACGGAUACCACCGGGUCUCUCCUUCAAUUUGGGCUUUGUGUACGAUGAUGUUAAUGAGAAACCUUCUUUUAAUGCGAAAAUGGUGUUUGUUGCGUCUCGUAAGACUACUACGCCAUGCUAUCAAAUAUGCGAAAUUGAAUUGCAUAUUGAAGCACAAAAGGUUAGACUUGUCACUGUAUAA